AUGCCGUCUCGAAAACGCGCCGCCGACGAAAUGGAGGCCGAGGCGCCUGUUGAAGAGCCCAGCACACUGCAGAAACUGCGCAACAUGUGGCAGUUUGCAAACCUAGCCCAGUACAUCAGUCUCUUCGGGGACGCGGUCAAAAUCGACAAGGACUUUGACAUCGAGGAAUUGGAAUCCGAAUGUCUCCAACCACAGCCAUCCGACAAACUCGCACAAAUUGGCCUAGCGCUGCUGAAGCACGUAUCGUCACACAAGGGCUUGACACCCGAAAUCUUCGAUGAAUACACCCGCCGACAGUAUGUCGCGAAAGCGCCCGCCCGAAACCCCUUUGGCGAGGAAGAGGAGCCCAACAAGUUCCACGACUUCGACGUCUUCACCAAAAUACGCGUCUUGCAACAACUUUCCGUAUGGACGCUCAACAACCCGAACACAAUAAGGGAGAAGAUUGGAGCGACGGACAGCGAGCAGACACUAUGGCGUAUGGAGCCCACGGGCUGGGACUCGCAAGAGCGAUCGCUAUUCGUUCUCGACGACAACCGCAUGUACCGAAUGACGGAUCCACCUCCACCUCCCGAACCUACGAAAGCCAAGGCCAAAUCCAAAGCAAAGCCCAAGAAAUCGAGAGGUUCAAGAGCCAGCAAGCGACAAAAGGCGUCCACUCCCGAACCCGAAGAAGCCGAAGAGGAGGAGCAGGCCAACGACGAGCAACAGCCUCAGGAGGACGACGGUCUCGGGGGCAAGAAGUGGGAGUGCAUUUGCGUCACCUUGGAAGACUACCAGGAAUACAUGAGCAGCAUUCGGAAGAGUCGCGACCCAAACGAAAAGGUUCUAUACAAACGACUCCAGGAAGACGUCAUGCCUGUCAUGGAGGGGUUGGCAGAGGAGCAAGCAAAGAAGCAGGCCCGCAAGAUGAAGGAGUUGGAGAACAUGCAGAAGCUUGCUACAGCGAAGCGCUCGUCCCGAAUCUCAUCGCGACUCGAGAAACAGAAGGAGGUUGAAGAAGCCGAGGCUGCGGAACGUAAGAGGCAGGAAGAACUUGCUAUGGCUAAGGCGGAGCAAGAGAAGCAAAAGAAGAUGGAGGAAGCACAGGAUUCUCGCAGGAUGACUCGUGAGCAACGGCUGAAGGAGCGUGAGACGGCAAAGAUUCUGAAAGAAGAGGAGCUGCGUAAACUGCACGAGAACGAACAGAAGCUGGCCUCAAACAACGCCAGGCUAUCGGAGCGGCACCUGAAAGCCAUGAUGAAGAAGCACGAGAGUGAUCUCAAGAGGCUCAACGAGGAGGAAGAUUGGUUCUUCGACUGCGAGAAGUGCGGCACUUACGGCUCCAACCUGAACGACAACACCCCACAAAUAUCGUGUGAGAAGUGCAAUGUCUGGCAGCACAUGAAGUGCCAUGACAUCACAGAAGAACAGGCCGACGAUUCGAAGUUUACGUUCGUUUGCACUGCCUGCAACCGUAAAGAGGGAGAGGCGGAUGAACCGAAGCUCCCUUCUCUCAAGCUACGAUUGACAUCCCAGUCACCACGAAACCAAGCAGAAGCAAACGGCAACGGCCCCUCUAUGUCAACGAAUCUGUUUGACGCAGUACAACUACCACGGCCACAAGCUUUCCAGCCCUCCAUGCAUCCCGCCCAGCCAUGGGUCGACGGCCCAAGUCUAUCUCCCCGUGGUCAAGCUCUAGGUCCACCUGGCAUACAAAGAUCGGAAGCUGCCUAUGGAUCACCCACCAAAGGCGCGAACGGUAGCAUGUCAUCACCAAUACGAUCUCACUUCUCAUCUCCUGGGCACAGAACUGGCAACGGUCCAACAUCGUCACCUCCACCGUACAACCUUGAACGGAUACCGAGCAGCCCAACGAAAAGCUUCCACAUGCCACAGCCACAGCAGAACGGCAGCUCUUUCGGCGGCCCCAACCCCUUCAACUCAAAUCCAUUCGGCCCACCGCAGCCCGCAGCACCGUAUGUGCGGAGCUUCAGUCGCCCAGCAUCAGCAGCAGGCCCAGGCGGCUCACCAGUAAAGCACUCACCAGCCGCCUCCCCCCGCCCUACCAAUGGCCUACCACCAAGCUUCAACUUCAACAGCCCCCACUCCUCGUUCCCACCCAGCUCCGCCAACCGCCCCUCCUUCUCCCCAACCAAACACAGCUCGCCAGCGCCCCUCCCAGCAAACAUGUCAUCGCCGGCCCCAGCACCAAUGCGCAUAGCUCCGUCACCAUCAUCCCAAAUGCCCGCACAGAUGCUCCCAGACCCCAUUCCUGCGCCCUCAAAACACGAUGCCAUGCGCCCGGUAUCGAGCCACCAAAUGUCCGAGACGCCCAUCUUCCCGCCGGUCAAGAGUCUGGAACCACUUUCCAGUCCGACUAUCCUUGAUCCGCCCGUCAAGAAGUCGAGUCCGGCGCCGAAUAGGAUUCUUGACGUAACAAAUGGCUCGAACGGAUAUGAUCAUGGAAGCAGUCAGUGA
Alternaria hordeiaustralica is the source of this 2460-nucleotide messenger RNA. RefSeq lists its product as uncharacterized. The coding region runs from base 1 to 2460 and encodes 819 amino acids. The record is from RefSeq and is a predicted model, not a curated record. The transcript is spliced from 5 exons. Gene Ontology annotation, biological process: regulation of DNA-templated transcription. Gene Ontology annotation, cellular component: RSF complex. Lineage: Eukaryota; Fungi; Ascomycota; Dothideomycetes; Pleosporales; Pleosporaceae.